AUGCAUUUGCAAAGGGGCGAUAUCGACGAGGGCGUCUUGGAGGCACUAGGAUGCCUGCUCACUCGCAGUGCCCCCUAUCUGACGCAUCUCACACUGGAGGACAGACGCGCUGCUGCACGCCUCCUUGAUCCGCCGCGAAGUGCAGUUACAGCUCGCGCAACAAGACACGCCAAGCAGCUGCCUCUGCAUGGCGAGGGCUCUCCAGGAGCACUCCGAACAGCAGCACUGUCUCCGGAGGCUUCUGCGACGGCGCAGCGAGAAGAAGGAUCGCAGUGCCUUAAAAUCGAAGCUAUACCCCCCCCCCUUACCGCAGGAGAGGAGCAGCGUAUUUUGACGUGGCUCGCGAGUAGGCCCUCAUCCUCGCGCCUCGCGGGAAGGACUGCCGCAUCAGAAGAUUUUGCUGCUGCUUCUGCCUCGGCAGAAGCAGCGAGCCCACAUCCAGCAGCGAUGCCUGCGAGUCCUCUCCCUGCGUCAGGAGUGGCAGCUUCGGCAACCAGCGCUGCAGAAAACGAAACGCUCACUCCUCCCGAAGACGCACUCGCCAACACAGCCGCGGAUCGUGCCGGCAGGCACCGACUCCUGAACCCAGAGCCCGCUGUACAGACACCUCACAGGACGGCAGACCCCGCGGCGGCGUCGCCAGCAGGUGCUGCGAGAGCACACUGCAUGUCAGCCGUAUCGGCUGCUCCUGCCGCACGUGCUUCCUGCUUCGCAUGCGGAGAGCUACAAGCACCAGCAUGCACGGCAGCGGCGCUAACGCGGCAAUAG
This is a messenger RNA of Cyclospora cayetanensis, 768 nucleotides long. RefSeq lists its product as uncharacterized. The coding region runs from base 1 to 768 and encodes 255 amino acids. The record is from RefSeq and is a predicted model, not a curated record. The transcript is spliced from 3 exons. NCBI's taxonomy places the organism in Eukaryota, Apicomplexa, Conoidasida, Eucoccidiorida, Eimeriidae.